Messenger RNA from Ruditapes philippinarum (Manila clam), 3757 nucleotides. RefSeq names its product methionine--tRNA ligase, cytoplasmic-like. NCBI's taxonomy places the organism in Eukaryota, Metazoa, Mollusca, Bivalvia, Venerida, Veneridae. The record is from RefSeq and is a predicted model, not a curated record. Gene Ontology annotation, cellular component: cytosol; aminoacyl-tRNA synthetase multienzyme complex. The coding region runs from base 167 to 2926 and encodes 919 amino acids. Gene Ontology annotation, biological process: methionyl-tRNA aminoacylation. Gene Ontology annotation, molecular function: ATP binding; methionine-tRNA ligase activity. The transcript is spliced from 21 exons.
AUACAAACGAGUAGUAAAAAUUAUUUACGGUCUCUGUCGACUCUAAAGUCGGAGACCGUCCGUUGACAUCUGCGGAGACCGUGUCUUGUCCGAUAACUACUGUCCGAAAUAUACUCCUAUUAUCAGCCACAGAUGCAACGUGACUUCUGAAUAACGCUGUGUAAAAAUGAAGUUGUAUACAGACGAAGGAAACUUUCAGACAUUAAAGUUAUUUGUGGCAGGUGAAAUCAGUAAUGUUCCAUUAGAAGUGAUAUAUGUGAACAGUGAUGAACGUGUUGUGAAAUAUUUGAGUGAAAGAAGAUUACCGGUCCUUGAAGUGCAUCCUGACAAGUUCCUGUUCUCAUGUAAUGCUGCAGCAAGAUUUUUACUAUCAGAUGUUGUUGUAGAGGAUAAUGAAUCAGCUGUAGAUCAGUGGUUAGACUGGGAGAGUGCAUGCCUCUUUCCAUCAGUGUUUUCUUACUUGCUUACAAGUGUAGAGAAAAAUAAGACAGAUGAUAGUCUCAUACAGAAUGUGAAGUCUCACAUAAAACACCUUGAUACAGAGCUUAAAGGAAAAGAAUAUAUUGCUGGGGAGCAAUUGACAGUUGCUGAUAUAGCUAUAUUUGCCACACUGUAUCCAGCAUUUUCAGGAAAGCUAGCUAUUAAAGGCUUUGGCACAGAAUUCCCAGCAGCACAAAAAUGGUUGUCUGCCCUUUCAGUGAAACCAGAAUUUCAGAUGGCAGUAAAGGCAGUGUACAGGGAAGGUGACAUAGCAGUCCUGAAAGAUUCACUAACAAAACAGUCAGCUCCCUUGAGGCAUAAAGAAGUGCAGCUGAAACAGCAAAUCCAGAAACAGCCUAGCAAAACUAAAGAAGAACCUGCUGUUUCUGAAAAGGUGAUAGCUGAUCCGGUAGAAGUGGAAGCUGCAACUAAAGCUUGGCUAAAUGGCAAGAAAGUCUGCCCUGAACCACUAGAAAGGAAACAUCCUAUAUUACCUGAGAAAGGUAGACGUAAUAUGCUUAUAACAAGUGCAUUACCAUAUGUCAACAAUGUACCUCAUCUAGGAAAUAUCAUUGGUUGUGUUCUUAGUGCAGAUGUCUUUUCAAGGUAUUGCCGACUAAGGAAUUACAACUGUUUAUAUGUUUGUGGGACUGAUGAAUAUGGUACAGCAACAGAAACUAAAGCUAUAGCUGAAGGUUUAACUCCUCAACAGAUAUGUGAUAAAUACACAGAGAUACAUAGACAGAUAUAUAACUGGUUCAACAUUGAUUUUGACUACUUUGGUAGAACAACAACAAAACAACAAACCAGUAUAGCACAGGAUAUAUUUUGGCAACUGCACAAGAAAGGGUUUAUAUGUAAGGACAGUGUAGAACAGUUACACUGCAAAAACUGUGAUAGGUUUCUAGCUGACAGAUUUGUUGAGGGUAUAUGUCCAUUGUGUUCAUUUGAAGAUGCUAGAGGAGACCAGUGUGAUGCCUGUGGUAAACUAAUUAAUGCCACAGAGCUUCUCAAACCUAAAUGUAAAUUGUGCAAGAACUCGCCAGAAGUGCGCUCCAGUGAUCACUUGUUUCUAGAUCUACCUAAGGUUGAGCCUAAGCUUCAAUCCCACUUGACCAAGGUGUUUGCUUCUGGUACAUGGACAAACAAUGCCAAGGUCAUCACUAACUCAUGGAUCCGAGAUGGUCUCAAACCUAGAUGUAUCAGUCGAGAUUUGAAAUGGGGGACCCCUGUGCCUCUAGAGGGAUACACUGAUAAGGUGUUUUAUGUUUGGUUUGAUGCUCCAAUUGGCUACAUUUCAAUCACUGCUAAUUAUACAGAGCAAUGGGAGAGCUGGUGGAAAAAUGCUGACAAUGUAGAGAUGUAUAAUUUCCUCGGCAAGGAUAAUGUGCCAUUUCAUAGUGUCAUAUUUCCUGCUACUCUACUAGGAGCUGAUGAUAACUACACUAUUGUCAAUCAUAUGUCAGCCACAGAGUAUUUGAACUAUGAAGAUGGAAAAUUCUCAAAGAGUCGAGAGACAGGUGUAUUUGGUGACCAGGCUAGAGACACUGGGAUACCUGCUGAUAUUUAUAGAUUUUAUCUCCUCUUUGUCAGACCAGAAACACAGGAUAGCAGUUUCAGCUGGGAUGACUUCCUUUUGAAGAAUAAUAGCGAGCUACUGAAUAAUCUUGGCAACUUCAUAAACAGAGCUUUAAUGUUUGUGAGCAACAGUUUUGGUGGUGUUAUACAGGAGAUGGUGUUGACUGUUGAUGACUAUAAUCUUCUAGCAUUAGUCAACAGGGAGCUACAGACAUAUAUAGACAAUAUGGAGUCUGCAAGAUUAAGGGACUCCAUCAGAAAUAUUCUGAACAUUUCACGACUUGGCAACCAGUUCAUGCAGGAAAACAAGCCCUGGUUGCUUGUUAAAGGAAGUGAUACUGAUAAGCGACGAGCUGGGAGUGUAGUGAGUCUUGCAGCAAAUAUUUCCUGUCUAUUGUCAGUGUUGGUUCAACCAUACAUGCCUCAGAUUAGUGCUACAAUACAGGGUCAGCUAAAUGCUCCAUCUUCCUGUAAUGCAGUGUAUCAAGAUUUUGUAUGUCAUUUACCUCCUGGACAUAAGAUAGGAACACCUUCACCAUUGUUCCAAAAGAUUGAAGCAUCACUGAUUGCUGAAUUGAAGAAAAAGUUUGCUGGCAAGGGACCUGUCCCAUCAAGUAAAGCUACGGGUAAAAAAGGAGGUGAACAGAAGACGGGUGUUGCAGCAAGUCCAGAAGAAAUAGAGAAGUUACAGGCAGCUGUAACAUCACAGGGUAACAAGGUUAGAGAAUUAAAGACAAAUAAAGCAGAGAAGGUAAUUGUGGACGCGGAAGUCAAGAAAUUGCUUGAUUUAAAGAAACAACUUGCUGUUGCCCAGGGCAACGAUCCUGAACCAGCUAAAGGUGGAGGAAAGAAAAAAGGCAAAAAAUAGAAAUGGAGUAAAAUAAAUAGGGCUGUGAAGUGCAAAGUUUGGUUUUUUCAGAAACCCAGAUUUGUGACAGUUGUUAAGGAUAUAUAUAUUUAUUAUUACUUUCGAGUGGCCCCUGACAUUUUAACAGGAUAUUAAUGGGGAAAAUGCAUUAAAAUAUAAUACAAGCUGAAAAUAUGGCAAUUUUUUAUUCACCUGGGCAUAAAAAGCUCUACUGUGAGCUAUUGUGAGCCUCAGAUGUUUGUUGCAUUUUGUGAUUCAAUAUACAUUGUUCAUUAUUUGUUCAAAAAUACCUUCUUUGAAACUACAAGGUACAUUUAGAUGAACUUUACAGAAAUUUCCUUCAAGUGGUUCUUCUGCAAAUGGUUCAAGUUUGAUAAAGAACUUGUAGUUCAAAGAAUUAAAAGUGAAAUCUGUAGAAUCUGUCAAAUUACCAGGCUCAGGUCAUAAAGAUUUGGCCUGUAACAUUGCCUAGUGGUCCUCCUCUAGUUAUUUUCAUAAUGCCCCUGGAGUCAAAUUUUGUCUGGCUGAUUGUAUCAUAUGUUUCAAAUAUAUUACUGUAUUUCUAGAAAUUUUUGUGGAAACAAUACAUGCCUUUUCCCAGUGUUACUAUGGUACAGGUUACCAGACCCAUUCCCAAUACCAAAUAUGCUUAUUUUUUCCCAAUCUAAAAAGAAAACCUUCCCAAACGAACUGAAAUUCUAGAUAUCAAAACUGACAAAUUUGCUAUCAGACAGAUGUUUCCACACAUUUCAAUGUCAAAUUUUAAUGUAUUAUUUAUGCUUUGAAUUAUAUUUGCAUUGGUUGGAUUAAACAAUUUUGCACAAUUCAAAA